Coccinella septempunctata (seven-spotted ladybird) is the source of this 3244-nucleotide messenger RNA. RefSeq names its product leucine-rich repeat-containing protein 15-like. The record is from RefSeq and is a predicted model, not a curated record. Gene Ontology annotation, molecular function: protein binding. Bases 337 to 2097 code for a protein of 586 amino acids. The transcript has 3 exons. NCBI's taxonomy places the organism in Eukaryota, Metazoa, Arthropoda, Insecta, Coleoptera, Coccinellidae.
CAGGUGUGCGGGGCCAAGUACUGAAUGAAAGCCGGCAGGAUAUCACGUUUAACGAAUCUCAUUACACACAUACGGGGGUUCAAAUUCGAAGCCAGAGGCCUCGUGUUCCGUAGUAAACAGAAAGCUGCGCACUAACCGAACACGCUUUCAAGCUCCCCCAUCUAGUGGGCUUCCCAACGCGCGUUUCGUAUGUCUCCCAGUGCCGACUGCGAUAUUAGAACGAAUAGCCGGCGUUUUUUUAAUGUAAAUCACACGCGUAACUUGCGAGUGUCGAACUUUUUGUGAGUGACAGUACCCGAGGAUUUUGAUUUCGUGGAUUUUCCGAAAAUUUCAAGGAUGAAACUGCGACAUCUCCUCUUAAUCAGCGUACUAUGGAAACUCGGCUCAGGUUGCAUGAACAACUGCACUUGUUCCACAGACAACAAAGGCCGAAACGCCAUGAUAUGCAAAGAAGGGGGCAUUGUGGGCCCCCUCACCCUAGAAGGAAUGGAUCUCGACACUGAAGUUCUUAUCAUAACAGCCCCAGAAUACGACAUGAAUGUCCUCACCAUGGUUCCCGCUUUCGGAGACUUCAAGCAGCUGGAGGAGGUGCAUAUAAUCAGAUCGAACAUACCCCAACUCGGGGAGCAUUUCUUCUUCUAUCUCAAGAACCUGUCAGUUCUCAACUUGUCCCAGAACAAUAUCACCCAAGUGAUCAAUAAGAACUUCUUGGGUCUGGAGAAGUUGAAGGAGUUGAUCAUGGAUGAUAACAGGAUAAAUUCGCUGCCUAGUGGUACGUUCAGCUCCCUGAAAGAGCUGAAGGUGCUGUCGAUCCAGAGGAAUAGGAUAAACGAGCUAGUGCACAGCGUUUUUCAAGAGGUGAAGAAAUUGAUGGUGUUGAAGCUGAGUGGUAACCCUGUUAGAACUUUACCAGUUGAGGCGUUCAGAGAUGUACAGGAGCUUAGAACAUUAGAAUGCAGAGGAUGCGCCCUGAGCGAUAUGAACAAGCAAAUCUACCCCCUGCUUCCACACCUAAAUCAUCUAGACCUGGGCGAAAACGACAUAACAUGCCUAGAAAAAGACGACUUUCAGAAUCUGCAGAGCCUGCGACACCUGAAACUGGACGGAAACAAACUGAAACACAUCGGGGAGAACGUCUUCUCCCAUCUAACCGAACUGAAAAAGUUGAAUUUGGCCAGAAACGAAAUCAAGUCGAUUUCCUUGUCCGCAUUCGACAAUUUGGACAAUCUGACGGAGUUGGACUUGAGUUACAAUCGAAUUAACGCUUUGAAACCUCAUUUAUUCGAUUCAAUCCGAGAGAAUCUGCUCGUGUUGAGCUUGAGCGGGAACCCCCUGGAUUUAACACUGAUGAAAAAUCUGUUUAAAGAUUCGAAACUGAGGGAUUUGAGAUUGAGGCAGUGCGGAUUAUUCGAUAUAACCGACGAUAUUUUUCCGACCACUUUGAUUUCCCUGGAUCUGGCUGAGAAUUACCUGAGCGGUCUGAGUGGGAAGGUUAUCCCGGAUGGCUUGUAUUAUUUGGAUAUCUCCAAGAAUAUGUUUAGGGGGAUUUCGAACGACGAUCUCCUGGACAAAAUCGAGUUUAUCAACGUGACGCUUUUGGAUCGCAACCCUUGGUCUUGCGACCUUUGCUUCAUAGUCCCCUUGAUGAACAGGGUGAACAGGAGUUCUGCCUUUCGAAACAUCGUGUGUUCCCAGCCUUACGUCGUUGAGGGUAAACGUCUGGAGUCUCUAGAUAGGAACAAAUUGACCUGGUGUUCCUCCACGAGUUACCCAAGCGGGGACGCGAAUUUUUUCUCGAUCAACGAAAAAAGCAGCAUAGGCAUAGUCGCGGCUAGCAUGUCUGUCUUUCUGUUAUUCCUCAUCCUGGUCGUGAUAGCCGGAAUGCUCUGCUAUUCGAAGAGGCACGCGGCCAAAUACUACACCCACGAAGACAAGCUGACAGUGGAGAACGAUUUCGCCCCAGAUAAUCACAGCCCCCUCUUCUGCGAUGAUCGGGAAUUGAGUUUCAAAUUUCCCCUGGAUAACAACGUUAACGAGAAGAGGGUUUCGAUAGCAACGAUUGACGAAAUGAAAAAAGAACAUAAAAUAACGAACUGAGUCUGGAUGAAGAUGAAGGAAAGGCUGAAUGCAAAAUGGCGCAACCUGAAAGCGCUCGGCCCGUCGCUUGUUCUCAGAAGACUGAUUUGUCUGAAUCCAUUCCUCGAUUCUACGGUUAUUUUUUGCUUUUACUGAAAUAUCUCCCUCGAUUCCAGUUGAAUAUUUAGUGUUGAUGAAUGCCUAACGUUAAAGCACGUUUUUGCUUAUCUCAUUCCUUAACGCUCUUUCACAAUUCUGCCUAAUGGGUGAAUCAGCCUUCAAUCUGCACUAUACAGGCUGAUGUUGCCAUUCCCCUGCAGUACUUUUAUUAAAGACACAAAAAUACAAUGAGACAAAACAAACUUCUUCUAAACUCAUCGUUGGCUUCCAAUUCAAUCUUGAUGUCAAUACUCUAUCGUUAUAUGAAUAAGGACGCUUCUAUUGAAAAUAUUUAGUGAUCAAAUAUCAGAAAUAUCCACUGUCAAUUAGAUCAUGAAAUUAUUUCCACAUCUCUCAUGAUGUGUAUAAAAUGGAGACGAUAUUAAUUUGUCCUUAGGAAGGAGUAUUAAUUUAUCAGCAAAAAUUCGAAUGGAAUUGUCCAAUGCAAAUACUCAGUAAGAAUAAUUCGUUAUCUCCUUUAUCAAUGUAGUUAAUGCGACCAAAAUAUUUUAUAAAUAUUUACUCAUUCCAGACACUGAGGGGCUCUAAACCCAUAUUUCUUCGUAAUCGAAUUAUGAGAUAUCCAAGUCUCAAUAUCUUCCAUGUAUUUUUGUACGUCAAAUAUCUGUGAUGUCUUUCAAUUUGAGGUACAUCAUUCACCCUUUGAUUUCAGAUAUUGUUGUUAAUUUUUGCUUACGCAUUGAUGUGAUGGAAACAUUCACUUUGUAAAUAUUAUUUAUUAUUUUAUACUAAAUAUUUUAUUGAAAAUAUUCUACAAUUUUUAUAAUAUAUAUCUGAUCUUGAAUUCUUAGAGGUCAGAUCAUCUAUGUAUUUAUAUCUGGUACUUAAUAAGGCACUAAUUAAAUUGAAUCUUCAUAGCAUAAGACGUGUGAUUUAAUUUAAAAAAGUAUUAUUUUAUGGAGAAAAAGCUUAUUUUUAAGAUGAUAUUUAUAAUUUUAUAUAUUAUGUACAAAUGCCAUGUGACUGUUAAAUGAAACUAUCAACUGUA